Molecule: messenger RNA, 285 nt
Organism: Phycomyces blakesleeanus NRRL 1555(-)
Lineage: Eukaryota; Fungi; Mucoromycota; Mucoromycetes; Mucorales; Phycomycetaceae
Exons: 2
Coding region: 1-285 (94 amino acids)
Source: RefSeq, a predicted model, not a curated record
AUGCCAGCACCGCCCAACCUUGAUCAUGAAAGUGACUCGAUGACUUUAGGGUACCGCACCAGUAGGUUUCCCACGGUACCAUCCAAUCACCGCCACAAGACUGAUUAUAAUACUGAGAGAGGGUUAGCAACAAUAGACAUCAUUUCAAGAGAGCCGGAAAACGGAAGACCUUGUCAACUUAGUUGGACCACUCUUUUUGUACAACCCAGUCAACUUCAUCGCCUGAGACCUUUGAAGGAUGUCAAUGCCGCCAUUCAUUUGAUCAGGGCAUCUUAUCAACGAUAA